AUGGACUCGCCACUGCUUAGACCACCCGCUCUGCUCGCGCUGCCCCUGCUCCUCCUAGCGCUCUACAUCGCUCGCCGGCGCCGCGGCGGAGGCAAGAGUCGGAACUACCCGCCCGUGGCGGGCACCAUGUUCCACCAGCUGCUCAACUUCGGUCGGCUGAUGGAGUACCACACGGAGCUUGCCCACAGGUACCGCACCUUCCGCAUGCUCACCCCGACCUGCAACUACGUGUACACCGUCGAGCCCGCCAACGUGGAGUACAUCCUCAAGACCAACUUCGCCAACUACGGCAAGGGGCGGCUGGAUGUCGCGGACCUGCUGAUGCGGUCGACGCUGGACUCCAUCUUCAAGGUCGGGUUCGGGGUCGGCCUGGGCGUGCUGUCCGGCUGCAACGACGAGGGCGCGGCGGCGUUCGCCAGGGCGUUCGACGACGCCAGCGAGCAGGUCUUGUACCGCUUCUUCGACCUGUCCUGGAAGCUCAAAAGGCUCCUCAAUAUCUCGUCGGAGGCGACCAUGAAGGGGUCGAUCCGCACCAUUGACGGAUUCGUGUACGGCGUCAUCGACAGGAAGAUCGAACAGAUGGGCAGAGACCAACAAGAAUUCGCCAAGAAAGAGGACAUCUUGUCAAGGUUCCUGAUGGAGCGGGAGAGCGAUCCCGGCUGCUUCGACAACAAGUACCUGCGGGACAUCAUCCUCAACUUCGUGAUCGCCGGCCGCGACACCACGGCGGGCACCCUGUCGUGGUUCCUCUACGUGCUCUGCCGGAACCAGCACAUCCAGGAUAGGGUCGCACGGGAGGUCCGUGCUGCCGCCACCACGGGCGACCGCGACGUCGGCGUGCAGGAGUUCGUCGCUUUCUUAACCGAGGACGCCAUCAGCAGAAUGCAGUAUCUGCACGCCGUGCUGACAGAGACGCUCCGGCUGUACCCUGCUGUGCCCAUCGAUGUGAAGUGUUGCUUUUCGGAUGACACGUUACCGGACGGCUACGCUGUCAAGAAAGGUGACAUGGUGAACUACCAGCCGUACCCAAUGGGCAGGAUGGAGUUCCUGUGGGGCGCGGACGCCGAGGAGUUCAGGCCGGAGAGGUGGCUCGACGACGACGGCGUGUUCGUCCCCGAGAGCCCCUUCAAGUUCACGGCUUUCCAGGCGGGGCCUCGCGUCUGCUUGGGAAAGGAGUUCGCGUACAGGCAGAUGAAGAUCUUCGCGGCGGUGCUGCUCUACCUCUUCAGAUUUGAGAUGUGGGAAGCCAAUGCUACCCUGGGUUACCGGCCCAUGCUCACGCUCAAAAUGGAUGGCCCGCUGUAUGUUCGUGCAUCGCUCCGGCAAUGA
Molecule: messenger RNA, 1329 nt
Organism: Miscanthus lutarioriparius
Lineage: Eukaryota; Viridiplantae; Streptophyta; Magnoliopsida; Poales; Poaceae
Source: the annotation of a GenBank genome assembly